CCCGGCUACGAGCCACCACCAAUCGCAGUAUGGGCUAAUCCCAACACAUUCAACAGUCUACUGGUUCAUCCCAAGAUGCUACUUGAUCACUCUCCCAUUAUGGUUGCCACUGCGAUAGAACGUCUCUAUAACGCCAUAAUUCAUCCCGAGAAGAUUUAUCAUGAUGUCCACACUGAAACCUACCACAAGAAAAACAAACCUGUUCCAGGCAUUGAAAGAAAACUCACAGAAAAUGACAAUGAGAAAUACUGCCGUAUUAGAAAAUUCAAGUAG
Rodentolepis nana is the source of this 273-nucleotide messenger RNA. NCBI's taxonomy places the organism in Eukaryota, Metazoa, Platyhelminthes, Cestoda, Cyclophyllidea, Hymenolepididae. The record is from the annotation of a GenBank genome assembly.